Molecule: messenger RNA, 1347 nt
Organism: Moneuplotes crassus
Lineage: Eukaryota; Ciliophora; Spirotrichea; Euplotida; Euplotidae
Source: the annotation of a GenBank genome assembly
UUUUUGUGAAUAUGGAGUUUUAUGUAGCAUAAAUAUCUACUUUAAAUCAUUUAUAACUCUGAUUUCUUUAUAUAGAUUAUUACGAAACAUCAUGAAUCGAAGGAGAAGGCUUGCAUUUGACGAUCAGAUGUUUAGCAAAGAACCUUUUCGGAAGAGAACUCAGAGAAAGAAGAAGUCAAUAGAUCCCAUUAAGGACUGGAAAUCGUCUGUUAAAACCUAUAUUAGGAAGAAUUCUCUUGCUGAGUAUUUGGAUGACUACAAUUGUGACCCACGUGAAGCCUUGAGAGAGAAAAUGGAAGUCUUUUACAGUGAUUGCAAGAAUUACUCAUAUAAGCUGAGGCGCUUUUUUAAGAAGAAACCUUGAAGGAAGAAUGAGAAAUGGAUGUCGUUUGAAGGACCUAAGCUUCAAAGCAACUUUAGAGGGAAUCACAAAGCCAGUCUGAAUUGGAAAUAAGAUAUCAGAUUUUGUGCUCUAUAAGCCUAAAUAAAAACGAACUUUUAAAAACUUUGGUUAAUAAACAACUGAGGACAAAUGUGAAAUUGAAGAGAAUUCAGUACAAGAAGAGAGCACAUAAGACCAAGGUGGAUGACCAGGUUAGUGUGAUGCAUUCAGAGACAUCUGAGACCAACAAGUUCCUUAAUGAGUCUCUCAAAGAUCUCAAGCAAAGUUUUUGCAAGAAGAAAUACCACAUGAGAGUAAAAUAUAAAGGGAAAUCCGAGGAAAAGAAAUUGUUCAAGAAAACUAUUGGAACUCAAUCCCUUAUUUAUGAGCAAAGAACCAGACCAGGGAAGAGAAAUGUUAAAGAAAAUAUUAAGAACCAGCUUGAUCAGAAGCAAUCAAGUACAAAGAAAUUAACAGAUUUAUUGAAAACUCAGGAGUCUUUAUGGAGAAAAUCAAGGAGACGCCAGUCAACAGGCCAGAAUGCUUAUGCAUACUUACGUGAAAGUCUCAAACCUCGGAGAAAGUUCAAGCCGUUGCUCUCUAGGAACAAUAGCAUUAUUCCUGAUGAAACAGAGACCUUGCUUCCAAAAGAAACUCAGCUUCAGAUCAGCACCAAAGUAAGCAAGCUAAGAAAGAGCCUUGAAUACUUAAAGCAGAAUGUAAAGACUAGUGCAUCUUUGAUAAAUAGUCCGAAUCCAGUGAUUCAGAAAAGUAUGUUCAAGCAAGAUAGGAAAAGUGACGGCCAAGAUAUCCAAACUUGUCCAGCGACAAACCCUCUGUACCUUCCAAAGAAGUACAAGAAGGUAUGGAUGGAUGAGAGUUUCAGUUUAACCCUUAUUGAUCAGCCUUCUUUACCAUCUGCUAUUCGUAGCCCAGUGUCAUAGUUCUUAUCAAUCUUGAAAAUA